Molecule: messenger RNA, 666 nt
Organism: Hippopotamus amphibius kiboko
Lineage: Eukaryota; Metazoa; Chordata; Mammalia; Artiodactyla; Hippopotamidae
Gene: LYRM1
Product: LYR motif containing 1
Exons: 4
Coding region: 191-559 (122 amino acids)
Cellular component (GO): mitochondrion
Source: RefSeq, a predicted model, not a curated record
GAGCCUACCCUCGACCUGGGACUAAUGCUCCCACAGAGGUCCGUGCGGUGGUUUGGUCCGGCCUGGCCUACCCGACCUGCUAGAGCUUAAUCAGCCGCCGCUCAGCUGGUGGGCACCGGGCGCCGCCUCCUCCCAGCCUGUUGUAGGCUGCGGCGCUUCUGUGGGCGGGGGAAGGCUGGACUGACGCAGAAUGACAACGGCAACACGACAAGAAGUUCUUGGCCUCUACCGCAGAAUUUUCAGGCUUGUGAGGAAAUGGCAGGCUGCAUCAGGGCAGAUGGAAGACACCAUUAAAGAAAAACAGUACAUAUUAAACGAAGCCAGAACUCUGUUCCAGAAAAACAAAAAUCUAACAGACACAGACCUGAUUAAACAGUGUAUAGAUGAAUGCACAGCCAGGAUUGAAAUUGGACUACAUUACCAGAUUCCUUAUCCAAGGCCAAUUCAUCUGCCUCCUAUGGGCCUUAUCCCACUACGAGGCCGGGGACUUCGAAGCCAGGAGAAACUGAGGAAAUUUUCCAAACCAGUAUAUCUCAAGUCUCACGAUGAAAUUUCCUAACCCAGGAAAAAGUUUUUUUCUGAGAAAGAUGAGCCAACUAGGCCUUAAAUGUAAACAAGACAACAAAGCUCUUCUUGAUUAUGAGCAAAAAUCCAAAUAUCUUCUUA